Molecule: messenger RNA, 447 nt
Organism: Rhizopus microsporus ATCC 52813
Lineage: Eukaryota; Fungi; Mucoromycota; Mucoromycetes; Mucorales; Rhizopodaceae
Exons: 2
Coding region: 28-411 (127 amino acids)
Cellular component (GO): vacuolar transporter chaperone complex; fungal-type vacuole membrane
Source: RefSeq, a predicted model, not a curated record
UUUGAAUCGUAUAAGAAAAAAGGAGUGAUGAAAUUUGGAUUACAUUUAUCUCAGCACAUUUAUCUGCCAUGGAAACAUCAAUAUAUCAACUAUGAUGAACUAAAGUACUUUCUAAAAGAUAGACAGCUUACGGGAGGAGGAUGGACAUUUGAAGACGAAAUUUAUUUUAAUAAGCAAUUAAUCGACAAACAGUUCGAGAAGGUCAAUUGUUUUAUCGAAACCAAGAUAAAUCACUUGUCAUUAGAGGAGGUGCGGCCCUUGCUAGACUUUAUUCACCUAAACACGAUUGGUUUUAAAAAGAUCUUGAAAAAGCAUGAUAAAUGGACAGAGUUCACGCUUGCACAUAAAUAUAACCGGUACUGGGACAACUACAUCACUAUACAAGUUUUCAAAUCUAUAUGGACUUUUUAAAGAAGAAAGAAUCCACAGAACUCAUCAAGAUGAUAU